AUCCUCUCAGCGGUGCGAACGCGACCAUUUUGCGGGGGGGAUCGGCGGAGCGGCGGUGGCGCGCUGACCGGGCCGGGGGGCGCCAGGCCCACACACGGGAGCGUGGACCCUCCCGCGGGCGGGCGCGGGCCGGAGGCUGCGGCCCUGAGGGGGCUGAGCGGGCGGAGAGGCGCGGCCUGAGGCGCUGGGCCCAGCGCUGCGGGGAGGGGACAGGCGGCGCCGAGCCCGCACCGAGCGACCGUUGCGGGGUUUAUUUUUUUCUUUCCCUCCCCCUCGGCUGCGGGAGACGUCCCCCGGGCCGGGCCCGAAGCGCCGGGGAAAAUGUCCAGGCCUGUCAGGAACAGGAAGGUGGUCGAUUACUCCCAGUUUCAGGAAUCAGAUGAUGCUGAUGAAGAUUAUGGGAGAGAUUCAGGUCCCCCAUCCAAGAAAAUCCGUUCGUCUCCCCGAGAGGCUAAAAAUAAGAGGCGAUCUGGGAAGAAUUCUCAGGAAGACAGUGAGGAUUCAGAGGAAAAAGAUGUGAAGACUAAGAAAGAUGAUUCGCACUCAGCAGAUGAAGAUUUUGGCAGUGAAGAUGAUGACUUAGGAGCAGAUGAUGGCAAAGCUGACAGUGACUAUGAGAGUUCUCAAAAAAGCAAAAAAGGAAAAAAGGCCAAACCAGAUAAGAAUAAGAGAGCCUCAAAAUCCAGGAAAAGGCCUGCAGAGGACAGUGAGGAUGAGAAAGAAGACCACAAAAAUGUGCGUCAACAGAGGCAGGCAGCAUCCAAAGCAGCUUCCAAACAACGAGAGAUGCUUAUGGAUGAUGUGGGUAGUGAGGAGGAAGAGCAAGAGGAUGAUGAGGCACAGUUCCAAGAGAAAGAUUCAGGAAGUGAUGAAGACUUUCUCAUGGAAGAUGAUGAUGAUAGUGACUAUGGCAGUUCAAAAAAGAAAAACAAAAAGGCCUCCAAGAAAUCCAAACCAGAGAGGAAAGAAAAGAAGAUGCCAAAGCCCAGGCUAAAGGCUACAGUGACUCCCAGUCCAGUGAAAGGCAAAGGGAAGGCAGGCCGCCCCACAGCUUCCAAGACAACAAAAGAAAAGACCCCAUCCCCCAAAGAAGAGGAUGAAGAGCCUGAAAGUCCUCCAGAAAAGAAAAAAUCAGCCAGCCCUCCGCCAGAGAAGUCAGGGGAUGAGGGAUCUGAAGAGGAAGCACCCUCUGGUGAAGAUUAAAUGGCAGUUGAGGAAAUCUUUGUUUAAAAAAAAAAAAAAAGAAAAAGAAAAAAGAGAAAAGGAAAAAGAAAACAUACUUAGGGGUAGAACACGGUUUUGGCUGUGGCUUGACUCAUGGGCUUUGAAUGCUGUCUUUACUUUCAGCUGUUUAAUACAGUGUAUCCUUUUUUAAUAAGAGGAAACCCUCAUACAGUAAUAUUUUGAAGUCACUGUUCUCUGUUGGCCAUUCCGUUCUCCCUCCCCCACCAAAUCUGAAAGCCAUUUGAGACAAAUUAACAGACCAUUGAAAUAUAUAUUUUUUUCAAGGGAUACUGCAGUUGUGAAGCAAUAAGGUUUGGGACUGAUACAUGGAAACCACACUUACAAAUCAUUGAGUAGAAUAGAUUUCCCAGUGCUGGUAAGAGUUCUUCAAAACUAUUAUUCUGUAUUUGAAUACGUGGUUUAAAAAAAACCCAUGCUUUAAUAGACUUUUCUCAGUAGAAGUACCUUCUCUCAGAAAAAAAAAAUUAUAUAUAUAAACUGCAGAAGAGGAAACAUGGGGAGGAAACCUGUGUUUCUUGGAUUCAUGCAACUUUUUAAUGGCAAGCAAUCAAGAGACUUAUAGGUGGUCCACUAUCUUUUGUCUAGAAACAUCCUCCAGUUAGGGUGCAAGAUCUUUCAUCUCUCCUGGAUAGAAUACUGUUCUGCUUAGGCAAAUCUCAGUUCAUUCUAUACUAUUUCAGAUACACAACCUAGAAGCUGCUCACAUUCAUUAAUUCUGUUUUACUUCUUCCAAGGUUGGCUAUAGAUGGGCAGAAUAGGAUUGAAAACAAUUUUUAAAGCUCUGGUUUCUAUUUGACAUAGUGGAAGUAUUUCUUUAAAGUUGUUCCAAGGGGAAAAAAAAAACGGACAGUAUAAAACUAGAUUUAUUUUUUUUCUUUUGGGGUGAGGGAUGUCCUUUUUCAUAAUGUGAAGCAAAGGAUUCCUGUAAUGCUCUGGUCAGUCUCGGAUCCCAUGAGUCACGCUUAAGUGCUUCUCUUCUCUCCCUCCACCUGUCCUCAGAAAGGCUGUGUAAUCACGUCUGAGCCUCUCCAGCUACAGUGUUGGACAGUAGACUUCCAUCGAUAGUGAACAUCACCCCAGAACCACUUCCAUUUCUUCAUCCUCCCAUCCUGCAGCAUGGGAGGAUUUACUCAUUCUGCUCCCACACUGAUGUGUCUGCCUCUGGUCGUCAUUCUGUUCCCUAAGCCUAAAAAGAGUGGGGUAGGGAACAAUAUUAAAGGAUGAAGCUGAGAGGAAAUGAAGUUUGAAAACAGUGUAGCAGGGUUCUAGUUUUAUAACAAAAGCAGGAUGUCCCUCUAAAUGCGAGAUACUUGAGGUGUGUGUAGUGGCAUUUUAAUGUGUUUUUAUCAAAGCAGCCAUAUCCUUUUUUAAACUCAAUUGAAAUACACAAGCCUUGGUUUUCAAACCCUAAUGCAGAGAUUGCUGCCAUGUUUGUUGGUGGAAAUAUUAAAAACUGGACCUGCCAUUUUUUUUCCUUUUUUUCUUAGACCCUUUGUGCUUUCUGUAUGUUGCUCACAGUUAUCUUACAGCUGACAAGCUUUGCAUCUUUUUUUUUUUGUCACUGAAGUACAUGUUUUGUAACCAGCCUCUUGAAGGUAACAUAAGGCAGCUAACUAGUCGGAUUUCUGGUGCACGUGCUACCAGAUUUUUAAUCCUGUUCAGACUUUAGAGAGCUUUUAGAUGUGAUACACUAAUAUGGCCAGGAAGGACACUUGGCUGAAUGGGAGGGAGCCUGAAGAUACUGAGCACAGUGUGGAGCCUAUACCAUGGAAUGGAAUAUUAAUAGAACAGCCAAGUGAUUGUCUUGUGUGAUUCAUAGCCAUGGACUUUAUUGAGGCUGGUAAAUUACUUUACCUUGGCUUAUAAAAAUUUAAGUUCUCUAACAUUCUUUACUAUAAUGAAACUACUGUUGCCGUUACAAUAAAGAUGAUCGGUGUUUCCAUUGUAAAUCUUUUUUUUACCUGGUUUAGUUUUGCAGAACAGCUUAAGGCUGGACUCAAGUAUCAGUCUUCAAAAAGAAGUGAAUGUGCUCCCCUUUCCUCCUCACCAGCUCUUCCCACCUUCUAGAUUCCUGGGAGGGCAGAGUCUCUUGCAUCCCCUGCACUCCUAGUUCAGUGUUUCUUGGGUAAUAAGGGGGGGAAAAAAAAAGGCCAAAUUUUAAAUGAUGUUUGGAUUGAUAUUUUGGGAGUAGUAUAUACUUACCUGAGUGUCUGGUCCACGUGGUUUUUCCCCCUUCUUCAGUCAAGACUGUGUUUCAAGUUACUCUAUUUAGGGUCUUGAUUUAUUUUUGGUAUUGAAAUGUACAAGGAUCACAGGAAUGUAGAACACCUCUAGCUGAUCUGAUCAAACAGCUGUUUCUUUACCUGCCAGACCGGCUUUUUUUUCUGAAGAGUGUAUUUUGUAAGUUCCACUUAAGAUACAUUUUUUUUUUUUGUUUUCUUUUUUCAUUUUCCUAACACGGUUAACUGAAAUUCAGGCUGUGAGAAAUACAUUUCCGUUGUUUUCAGUUCAGGUUUUGGACUGCAGAUGAUUUUAUGCCUGCUGAUUUGGGCCCUUUAUCUCGUAAAACCGUUCUGCGUUCUCAUAUGUUCAUCUCCAAUGGCUGUCAGAGGCUGCACGAUGCUAUCUUUGGGUUUGUUUCACAAAGCAAACACUAUGUAAAUCCUGUACUACUACUGGGAUUUUGUAACGUUUUCUACAAUCUUACUGUUCUGCUGGUUUGUGCAGACACUAAGCCCCAAUGGUCUCUUGGUUCCCCUGCUAGAAAUACCCCAGUUUACAUUGUUACAGGUUGAAGAAGGUUGUGAAGGUUAAUGCAUAACUUUUCUUUUUAGUACACGCUUUUCAGGAGCAACAGACUUAACGCUUUAAAACGCCCUUCCAAAUUCGUUUGUAUCUUAAGCAUUCUGGUUUCUUGAAGGAAAGCUGUUUUAAAGAAAAAAAAAAAAAGCCUUUCUCCAGAGGCAUGAAUAGUUCUCCAAGGAGCAGAGAGUUUCGUUCACAGAAGAAAGCUUUGAAAGAAAUGGCUUCUGUUAAUCAGCUGUAGCUGUGGGGCCUGUGCAGAGAGGUAAACAGGUUCAUUCCAAAGUUCACUUCAUCUUGUGUCCUGCCCUGGUCUCACACUUGAAGAGGUUCGUUAUUAAUUUCCAUUCUGCAUCAUUCUGUACGUUCUGUUUCGCAUUUGUAUGCAAAGAAUACUGUCUUUACCUGGCCGCAAGGCUUGAUCAGUAAAGAUUUGGAGUUGUGGUUGGAAUUUCCUACUAAAGAUUACUUGUUCCAGUUUGUAUUCGAUCAGCAUGAGAGUACCAAACGUGUCAAGCUGAAUGGGUUUCGGGACGGAUUGCGGGUGAGAGCACUUAGAAAUAUGGCAGCCAAUAAACUUUCAGUUCUGUUAACUUCAGCAAAGCAAAGGAGUGUGUGGGGAGAGAAGCAGCACACCUUACCUAAAUUCCAGGCAACGUGACAGAUGCCAGGUGAUGGCUCUGAGCGUGCUCAGCUCCUGUGCCACCACACAACUGCAUCUGCAGGUGAUGGACGACCAGGGCAGUGGCAGAAAAUGCACUUGAAUUUCUUUUUCUUUUUUUUCUUUUUUUUCUUUUUUUUUCUCCCCCUCCACUGUUGAUGGUCACAAAGGUACAAUAGACACUGAGGCACCCAGGUUAAGGAGGGAGGGAAGCAAACUGUAACAUGCUGGAAGCUUUUGAGCUGUAGAAACUGGUGCUUUGCUUUAUGUAAUUUGUUUGUGAAGUGUUUAUUUUUAUAACAGAUCAUAUUGUCGAACACAUGGUUCUUGGAAACCACAAACUGAUCCAUGAGUUGAAGUAUUGGAGAAGUGGAUAUUCAUCUGUUGGGGGAGGCAGGAUAUGAAAAAUGUAAGCAGAUAGCUGUUGAAAGGACACUGUCACAGGUAGUCGCUGGCAUAUAGGAUGCGUUAGGUUGGGGGGCGGGUGGGGUCCCAUCUAUAUGUGGAAAUUAUAUAUUCUAUAUGUAUAUGAUCCAAUAGAAAAAUGUUCCCUGAACUUUGAAUAUUUUCCUCUAGUUUUGGGAGGUUUAAAUACACACAACUGACGUGCGUGGAAGUGGGCAGUGAAGCUGUUCUGCUCAAAGUGGUGGGGUUUCUCUAAACGUGCUGGGGAAUACGAGAGCUCCGAAAGGCAGCAGCAUCCUUUGGAGAGUCCCCACAUUGAGCGUAUCCUCAUUCUAGACUUCCCAUGCCAGUAGGAGGCUGGCAUCUGAAUGUCUUUUCACGGAACUCUUUGUAUUCAAAAAACCAAACAGAAAUAUUUCUAAGUCUAGCCAAGUUCUCACUUACGUGCUGGCUCUGCAUCAACCACUAUGGGAAACAACUAACUGCCUGCCCCCUCCAGCUGCAGCGAGUCGAAUGGGUCCAUCGGUCUGAGCAUGCUCAGUGUGACUGCAAAACACCAUUGUGCAUAUGCUUUGUAUAUUGGGGCGAGGGUUUUUUAUAUAUAUAUUUUGGGAGGGAUCGCGGGUGGGAUGGAGAAAUACUCAAUCAGCUUAAGCCAGAAUAAUGUGUGUAAAAGCCCCCUGAAGUAUUUGGUGUGUGAGUGCGCGAGUGUGAGUGCGCGCAUGGGAGUGUCUGACAUCUUAUUCCCUUUGUGUUCUGAAAAUCUGUGAGUUUUACUCUUUUUUUUUUUUUCUUUUCCUGCAGAAGCAAUUGUUAACAAAAAAAAAAAAAAAAAAACCUGUAAAUAAGAGCUUCAUAACUUUCUUCUUUCGUUUAACCAUGAACAUCAUGUCACAGCAAACCCUGAAUAAUGGCUCUGAAGGUAGAGAAGGAAGAGACUCCAGGUAGGGCCUUGGGCCUUUGGCUUUCAGCGAAGCAUCGUUAUAUGGUAUGCAACAAAUACUUGUUCGGAGUAUUUGCAGUCCCCCGUCGAGCUUUUCUAAAAAUCGGGCUCUUUGCAGUUACCCUCCUUAUCCCUUUUAAUAUAUAUUAUUAUUUUUUUUUUUUUUAUGUCAAGAGUGGCCAGAAAAAGGGGCAGCUGCCCCAUGGUUGGAGUGUGCGCAGACGUGGCUCCCGUCGCUGGGCCCGAUAGGGUUGGCAACUUUUGCAAUCCCUUGACAAUACCGAGAUCUACAGCAUGGUACUAGGAGUUGUGUUUGAAUGUAACGUUAAUGCUUUAUUUAAAAAUAAAAACAACACUCUUCUUUUUUUUUUUUUUUUUGAAAGGGGUUGAAGUGAACAUGACUGUUGACCAUGUUCGUGAAUUUAUAGAUGCAACGUUCAUUGGUAGAAUUGUGUGAUGGUCUUUUGUGCUACUUAAUUUGACAUAUUCCAGUCUCUGUAUGUACCUGCAAAGAAAGAAAAGUUAAAAAUAACAAAACCCUGCUUUGCUUUUAUUGAAGGGUUCCCAGGACUGCAUACCUGCUCCUGAGCUCUGUUUUAAGUAUGUGUAUCCUUCGCUUGUAUUUUGUAUUAAAAAAAAAAAACACACAAAAAAAAAAAAACACAAGGAAAAAGAACCCUUUAUUGUUCAGCAUGUUGGAAUUGUGUCCCCUCUUUUAUUUUUUUUCUCCUUUUUGGAAUAUAUUAAGCAACUCAUUCUUCUGUAUCUUUUAUUUUCUUUUGUAAACUUUUUGGUUUUGUUUAAAAAUGGCUUUAUAAAAGGGCUUUUAUAACCCAUAAA
This is a messenger RNA of Numida meleagris (helmeted guineafowl), 6896 nucleotides long. RefSeq names its product nuclear casein kinase and cyclin dependent kinase substrate 1 (gene NUCKS1). Gene Ontology annotation, biological process: interstrand cross-link repair; double-strand break repair via homologous recombination. The transcript has 8 exons. Gene Ontology annotation, molecular function: double-stranded DNA binding; single-stranded DNA binding. The coding region runs from base 322 to 1203 and encodes 293 amino acids. Gene Ontology annotation, cellular component: cytoplasm. The record is from RefSeq and is a predicted model, not a curated record. NCBI's taxonomy places the organism in Eukaryota, Metazoa, Chordata, Aves, Galliformes, Numididae.